UCCUCUCCUUCUCUCUCACUCUCUCUCUCUCUCUCUACACUAUUUUUUUUUUUUUCAUUAUUAAUUUUUUCUGCAAGUUUUUCUCUUUUUCUUCAUUACUAGUACUAUCUUUAGGUCCUUUACUUAUCUUUCUGCAAUAAUCCCCAAAACCCAGGAAGCAUUGAAUUAGAAUGAAGUGGUAAGAGUUACACAGAAAAGAAAAAGAAAAGUUUCAGUCACAGUUAAACCCUCCUCACCCCCUCUCUCUCACAGUCACUCACACCACAUUUCUCAAUGCAAUAUCAACCAACCAACAAGUGCUUUUACUCCUUAAGCUUAGCUAGCACCCUCUCCUAGGUAUCCUUAAAAAAGUUGCUUCACACUUUCACACGCACACACUAAUAUGAGAGACAGAGAAAGCUUUUAUGCUUUUUCACUCGCUGAGCCUUUUAUUUUUCACUGAUAUAACGCCGAUUGAGCUGAGUUGUAGUGAGUUGUAGAUAAGGUUUGCGGGAAUCAGUGAAGGGUUGGGUCUGACCAAUCGUUCUUCUCCACCUUUCCCAAUCAAAAGCCAGCCUUUUUAUUUGAGCUUUAUUAAAAAUAAUAUAUAUUUUUUCACUGUUCAUCUUAGGAAAAACAAAAAGGAAAAAAAAAACAAAACAAAUGAGAGCAUGUAUAUCAAUCAGUAUAAGUAUUAACCCCAUAUAAAGAAGUCUUUCACACCACCGACUGUUUCUCUAGGUGGUAGUAAAAGAAAUAUGCUUGGAUUGGACUUGGUUUCUGGGUUUGCUCAAUGCCACAAUAUCCAUCUUUUUUCUUCUUCUUCUUCUUGUUCUGGAUUCUCUAUUCUGUGGGCUUUUGGAUUUUUGUAAUAAACCCACUUCACAGUGAAUCUAGGGUACCAUUCUGAGCCUAAGGCCCUUGAAAUCUGAGAUUUCUUUGGAGGUAUUCUGGCAAGGUAAAAGGGUUUCCACAGCUUCUCUUGCUUUGUCUUGGGUUGGUUUUUUGGGUUAUGUACAGUGUACUAAUUUGAGAAAUCUUUGAAAGGAUAUUGAAACAAAGGCAAGAGCAAUAGCUAUCAAUGGGAGAUUGGAAUGGUACCAUGAGCACAAGCAAUGGUCUUGGUGGGAGAUCAAUGAGAGAUGAUGAUUUUGAAGAAGAAGAUGUGUGGGGUUUUGUUAAGGAAAGUGAGGAUUUAAGUCCUAAGAAAAUGAGGAAAUCCAAAGACUACUCUUCUGGUUCUUCUUCUGCAUGGCGCUUCUCUACUACCCCAAGAAUGAUUCCAAGGGCUAAUAGCAAUAUUACUGCAACAACCCAUGAAACCAAGGUGGUUGUUCAGCAGUCCUCAGCUCCUGUGAACAUUCCUGAUUGGUCUAAGAUUUAUGGUAAAAGUGCCAAAAUGGGCUCAAGGGUUGGAUCACUGAUGGGUGAUGCUGAGGAUGGUAAUAGAUAUAAUGGAACUGUUGCUUAUGAUGAUGGAGAUCAUCAUGGUGUAGGUAAUUAUGGCGGUGAUGAUGAUGAUGAUGAGGAUGAUGGUGAUAUGGUUCCUCCACAUGAAUGGAUUGCUAAGAAGCUUGCAAGGAGUCAGAUUUCAUCUUUCUCUGUUUGUGAAGGGAUUGGAAGGACACUGAAAGGAAGGGAUCUUAGCAAAGUCAGGAAUGCUAUCUUGACAAAAACUGGUUUCCUUGAGUAACUUGGUGUUCACCUUCACCAUUAUCACCGUGUCAUCAUCCUCACCAGCAUCAUCAUAUUGUGGCAUCAACACCAUCCAUCAAAUCAUCAUCAUUCUUAGCCUUGGGUCCCACGUAAUCUUUUUUUUUUCUUUCUUUGUUCAAUAUAGGUGGUAGCAGUACUGGUAUCUGAUGUACUGGUAUGGGGUAAGUGGUGGAACUACAAAAGUCUUCAAAAGGGUCAGCUGCUCUUUUGAGUCUGUUUUUCAGGGGCAGUGAAAAAAAGCCCUUGGCAAUGGCUGCCUCUUGAGAUUUUGUCUGGUAGUCAAGUAGAAUUUGUGUUUUGGGUAAAUGGAGUUGCUCCUGUAUCAGGGAAUAUGAAGUGAAUUAUAGUUUAAUCUUCAUGUCUA
Quercus lobata is the source of this 2059-nucleotide messenger RNA. RefSeq lists its product as uncharacterized. Bases 1061 to 1672 code for a protein of 203 amino acids. Lineage: Eukaryota; Viridiplantae; Streptophyta; Magnoliopsida; Fagales; Fagaceae. The record is from RefSeq and is a predicted model, not a curated record. The transcript has 3 exons.